AUGGAGAAAAUCAACACUGGGGAUGGUCAACUUUUCAUAAAGAAUGUCGCUAGCUACGUUCGCACCCACGAAAAGGCCCUCGCCAAUGCACUUCAACUACGUCGUCAACCCACCAAAAAUGCCAUUCCACAAUCACCCAGUGUUCCAUUAACCCCUGGUAGCUCCUUCGCAUCGACUUCCUCAACCCUGGCUGCGGCCUUCUCAUCCGCAGCAUUAAAAUUCAUGUCGCAGAAUGUCAAAACCGCCAAACUUACAUUGACUCCUCACCACCUUUUCUAUCUCCUCUCCCGUUUUGAAGAAUUGAGCAUUGCCGUUGGACCUAUGAACAUCAGAUUGGAGAAUAUUCACACCGAGGUUUCGCAAUCCUAUGUUUCUUUCCUGAACAAGCCCCAACAGUCCCGGGGCGAUCGGGCCUCUAUCCAUUCGGUAUCCAGUGUUCGUAGUGUGAUGUCUGGCAUGACCGACCUCUGGUCAUCUUUCCGCCUCGGAUCCAAUACCCCAACCAAAUCGGACAGAGCCAAGGCCGCCUUGGAAACGGACCUGAAGUACUUGUACUCUGCCUUUACCAAGAUCCCGUGUCUUCGUCUUGCCCCGGACCACCGUGCUCCUCUGAUCUCUGGAUAUGAAGAAUUUCCUUUUGAUACCGCUGUGCCCUUGCACUCCUUUAAAAACUUGAGCGCCUUAGAGAUUAUUGAUCUAGACUACCGUUCUUUCUAUGGCUGGGACAGAUUGUCCGAGCAACUACGCACCUUGACCAUCAAGAGAGGCCACCUGGAUGAUCCGGCCGAUCUUUUAACGAGAAUUGUGUUGGACGAUAUUGAUAAACGCCGCCGACGGUCCGCCAAGUCUCAACAGUCGCCUUCCCUGGGAUGGACCAGUUCCAGCAGUCAGCCGGUCCACACCCCCGACCAGGCCAAUUCCCUCUCAGCCCCUGGAUCUCCUAUCGUGGAUACAGCAUUCGGAACUAGCACUAGUCCUAGAUCUGUUCCGAUGAUACGAGGUAGUUCAGAUGGCGCCAGAAAUCGCACUAGGGCCGGAAGUGUCUCUCCGACUCGGCCGACCACGAAGCACGGCCACCGUCGAGGCCAUUCUCGGCAAAUUCGCCGCACGGGCUCCGCAAGCUCCGAAUCAAGCGAGGCCUCUAUCAGCUAUCGAAAUGGGAGCUCUACGAAUCUUCUCGCAGAUGUCCUCUCGUCUUCAAAAUGGCGAUUCUUACGACACCUGGGCCUUCCGGAAAAUUCCCUGACAUCCGUCUCUGCUGCCAGUCUUGCUCCUGUAGCCAACAGUCUCAACUCGCUUGAUCUGUCCUACAAUCUUCUGACGGAGAUCCCCGAUGGUAUAGCGUCAUUGGUGGCAUUGAGAGCCCUCAACCUGUCGCAUUGCAUGAUUGAGUCUCUUCACUCACUUACCCGGAAUCCUCUUCCCGCCAUCACCGUUCUUACCCUCCGUGGGAAUCGCCUUCGUUCGCUGGCAGGCAUUGAGCGGUUACUCUCUUUGGAAAGAUUGGAUCUUCGUGAUAACAACCUCACGGAUCCGACGGAGAUUGCCCGGCUGACCAGUCUCCCUGAAAUACGGGAGAUCUGGGUAUCUGGCAAUCCGUUCGUCAAGACCCACUCUGGAUAUCGAGUUGUGAUCAUGAACCUGUUCCGCCGGACGCCUGGCUAUUCCGAGGACAUAAUAAUUGACGGUAGAGGUCCGGGAUAUACCGAGAGGAAGCAACUUGUUGAGCGAGUUGCAGAGCCGCAAGCUGCACCGGUUGUACGCUCUAGCGCGGCAGAUGAAUCAACGGUUGUGCAGAAGUCUACUAUCUCGAAAGUUCCCCAGGAACUUGCAAUCUCCAAGCCCCAAGAAGACGAGGGAGAUUUGCACAUUAAUAGCACACAACUGAAGGAAAGUGACGGUGGAACCAACCGUCGCAAAAAGCUUCAACGACGCAGGAUAGUCGAUAUCUCAGUGGACAAUCCAUUUUCCACCGAUGGUCUGGGCAAUGCAGGAAGCACGGCUCUGCCCGCCCUUCCCGUCCAGCAAAUCCAACCACCAGUCGAUCCUCCGAUCGUCGUCCCCGUUGAUCAGCCAUGGAGGCUGGAUAGCGCCGCUCAAUCCGGUUCAUCGAGCAUACAAAGCCCUGCAAAACCUAUGCAUUCGCCGAGUCCUCCACUUGUACAGGCUUUGCAGGGUAAGGAUAGGAGCAUGGAUGAAGAGUUCUGCCGCCAGCAGCUAGAAGUUCUUCGUCAAGACGUGGGCCAUAACUGGCUAACCGUUCUCGGAGAGAAUGAUUGGGAUAACUCCCAUAAAGACUUUGCUCACAGCUCAGGCGCAGGCUUGGACCAUUCCGCUCAUAUUACCACCCCUACAAUCACCCGCUCGAACACCCAAGCGAUUCUGAGCGGACAUGCGUUCAGCGGAUAA
This is a messenger RNA of Penicillium coprophilum, 2409 nucleotides long. Its product is annotated as leucine-rich repeat domain-containing protein. The transcript has 2 exons. NCBI's taxonomy places the organism in Eukaryota, Fungi, Ascomycota, Eurotiomycetes, Eurotiales, Aspergillaceae. Gene Ontology annotation, cellular component: cytoplasm. The record is from RefSeq and is a predicted model, not a curated record. The coding region runs from base 1 to 2409 and encodes 802 amino acids. Gene Ontology annotation, molecular function: protein kinase binding.